Messenger RNA from Closterium sp. Naga37s-1, 3324 nucleotides. Lineage: Eukaryota; Viridiplantae; Streptophyta; Zygnematophyceae; Desmidiales; Closteriaceae. The record is from the annotation of a GenBank genome assembly.
AUGGGGAACUGGCUAUCGCGGGACAGGGGGAAGCCAGUCCAGCGGAAUCCAGCUGAGCGGAAGUCAAACGAGGGGGACGCAAGCGAGCGGAAGCCAGUGGAGCAAAAGCCGAUCGAGAGGAACCCGGUAGAGCGGAAGCCGGUCGAGCGGCAGCAGGUCGAGCGGAAGCCGGUCGAGCGGAAUCCGUUUGAGCGGAAGCCAUUCGAGCGGAAGCCAUUCGAGCGGAAGCCAUUCGAGCGGAAGCCCUUCGAGCGGAAGCCAUUCGAGUGGGAAUUGAUCGAUAAGAAUCCGGUCGGGGGAAGCUCUCGCGGGGAUAGGGACAAGGCGUUUGCGCGGAGCCUUCGGUCGGCGAUCGUUGGGGAGAGCGCGGAGCGGCGCGGGGCGGAGGGGGGACUGGGAGAGGUCGGCCCCGCCCGGAUGGCGGAACCACUCCGCGGGGAGGAAGGGGAAAGGCUAGCGCGCGUGGAGCGGGAGACAGGUAUAAGCGGAGGGGAAGGAUCCGGGGGCAAGAGAGAGGAUGCAGGGCGAGUAGUUGACGUGAAAGGCAUGUUAGCGGAGGGGGGUGCGGUCGAGGUGAAGGGGGAAGCGGAGGAAACGAGUGGAGUGGCGGAAGCGAUGGAGGAGGAUGCGGGAGGGGUGGCGGAACGGCCAGCGGGGGGAAGCGCGGGAGGGGAAGAAUCGAGGGAGGAGAUGAUGGUAGAGGCGGGGGUGGAGGGAGCGGGCGGAGCGGAGGAAGCAGGGGGCGCAGAGAAAGCAGGGGGAGCAGAAGGGGCGGAGGGAGCAGGGGGCGCAGGGAAAGCAGGGGGAGCAGAGGGAGCGGAGGGAGCAGGGCGAGAGGAGGCGCGGAGUAGCGCAGAGGAAGAAUUGCGGGGAGGGCUGCAGGAGGCGUGGCAGGAGGAGCCGCAAGAGGAGCAGAAAGAGGAGCAGCAAGUGGGACAGCGAGAGGGACGGCAAGAAGAUGCGGGCGCUGCUGGGUUGGUGAAUGACGGGUGUGAGGAGGUGAUGAGAGACGCGGCAGGCGAGGGGGAGGAGGAGAGGACGGCAGGGGUGCUGGAGAAGGGUGACGGGGAGAGGCAUGUGGGAGAGAGCGGUGUUGGGGGGAAUGGUGUGGGAGAGAGCUUGUUAUCAGGAGAACCAGUGGAGGGAGACAGAGCAGGAAGUGAGGCGACGGGAAGACGCAGGAGGGACGAAGAAGAGGGCGAUGAUGAGAAGAAGGACGGAGUGGUGGGGUAUGAGGGAGCACGGGAUACGGGGACGGACGGCGAGAAGGAUUCAUCAGAUGUGAAGGUAGAGCACGAGGGAGGUGAGGAGGGAAAGGACGGGAGCGGGGGGGAGCCAGGGGAGGAGGGAGGGGAGGAGCGAGGGAAGGAGGGAAGGAAAGAGGGAGGGGAGGAGGGAAGGAAAGAGGGAGGGGAGGAGGGAGGGGAGGAGGGAAAGGAACAGGGAGGGGAGGUGGGAAGGAACGAGGGAGGCGAGGAUGAAAGGAAAGAGGGAGGGAAGGAGGGAGGCGAGGAGGGAGCAGAGGAACAGGCAGAGGGGAAGGGAGAGGGGGAGGAGAGGAGGAAGAAGCUGCUGAUACUGGAUGUGAACGGACUGCUGGUGGACACGUGCUAUGUGCGCGAUGGCAUACCGCCGGGGCAGCGCCCUCCAGACGGCCGUGCCAACAACUUCCAUGGUGCGCGCGUUGCGCUGCCAAGCAGCCACCCACUUUCCACCAUUGCGAUUGGAGCCUUGAUGAUCCGCCCACUUUCUGUGCCGGUGCAAGUCCUGGCCUUCUCCAUCCGCCUCACCUCCGCUUCCCCUCCCGGUUCACCACUUCUCUCUUUCCCCUUCGCUCCUCCUCCCUUCCCCCCCUCUCGCCCACCUCUCGCCCCUCCCCGCAUUCCCCUCCCCGCAUCCUCCCCCCGUUGCAGUGUACCGGCGGCCGUUCUGUACAACGUGUGUGCGCUGCUGGAGUUUGUCUUUCCGCAGCAGCGCCAGAACGAGAUCGCCUUCAUCUGGGACCAAGCACGGUGCACGAACACAGGGCUGAAGCACCCGGCGAACCGCCACAAGCCCAUCUUCCUAAAGGAGCUGAGCCACGUGUGGGGCAACGUGCACCAAGACAUGCCCUGGCCGCCCGGCACGUACGGCCCCUCCAACACGCUGCUGCUUGAUGACUCGCCCUACAAGGCCGUGCUUAACCCGGAGCACACAGCCAUCUUCCCGCAGACCUACCAUCUCACUGACACUCUCGACAAUGCUCUUGGUACCUCUUUCUUCCCUUUCUUAUUCCUCACUCUUGCUCUUCCUAUCUGCCAAGCAACAUCCACAGCUCUUCCACUUGCUUCAUUCCAUCAUGCCACAUACCAUCUUUCCCUCCUCUCUCUCUCUGUUCCCUUCAUUCCCUUCAUACUUCUCUUUUCCCUCACCGUUCAACGCCCCUCCUCCACCCCAUCUUCCCCAUUCCCCCCUUCCCCAGCACCCUCGGGAUCUCUCCGAGCAUACCUGUCACAGCUGGCAGCAGCAGCGGACGUCCCCACGUUCGUGUGCAGCAACCCCUUGGGCCUGCCUGCCGUCAGAGUCGCUCACUUGCACGACCUGCUGCUCCUGCUCCGCCCGCCGUCCCCUCCCGCACAUGCCUCAGCUGCUCCUGCUCGAGGUGCUUCACAUCGUGCUUCUGCCCCCUCCCAUGCUGCUGCUGCUGCUGCUGCUGCUGCUGUGGGUGCUUCUGGAAAAGGGGGCGGUGGGUUUGGGGGGGAUGCAGCUGGGCAGAAGAGGAAAAAGAAGCAGAAGAAGAAGCAGAAGAAAAAGAAACAGAAGAAGCAGGAGGCGUUGGCGCAGCAGCAGGGGGGUGAGAAGGAAGGAGGGGAGGAUGAGAGCAUGCAUGGUUCAAGUGCACUGGAAGGGAGUGCUUCCUUGAAUCAGCAUGAUGGUGGUGGUGAGGGAGGGGUGGUUGAGGAAACAGCUAGGCGGAUAGUAGAAGUGUCUGAAGGAGAAGAAGAAGAAGAAGGAGAGGAGGAGGAGGAUGAGGAAGAUGAGGAGGAUGAGGAGGGGGAUGAGGAGGAUGGGGAGGAGGAGGAAGAGGAAAAUGGCGAUGGCGCCGAGGGUGUUGAGAAUGCUGCUGGGGCAGGAGCUGCGUCUGUGCCUGUCACUAAUGGAGCGCCCACCCCUUCUGCUACUGAGUGGGUUCCAGCGGUGCCUGUUACCCACCACAGUCGCUGGGACCAGAAGCAAGGCUCUUUCUCUGCUGCCUCUGCUCAUGCUUCUGCUGCUGCUGGUUGCAGUGACUUUGCUGGUCGUGGUGACCUCACCACAGGGCCUAUCCGUGGGACUGCGGGUUAG